UUAACAUAAUUGCACUUUCACUUUCAUUUUUCUUGCACAUUAGAAGAAAACUAUAUGAAAACUUAAGUCUAACCACAUCUGGGUGCUUCAUCCAUGUCUGUCCUCUCGUUCUGAAAAUUUCUACAUACAGCGGAAAUAAGAAUCAUGACCUCUCUCUCUUCAGAAACAGUUUGGUAAUGACGUUGCAAAAUGAGGGUCACUAGUUCAAAUCGCUCUGAUGUAACAAGUUUCAUUGGUAUUUCCGUUUUUACAUUAGUAAGAGUCUAAUAAGACAAAAUAUGACGAGAUAUUACUUUUUAAGUGACAGAACAGUACAGAGAGAGAGAGAGAGACGUGCAUGCACAAACACCAGCAACAACCACCCCUUUACAGAUACAGCAACAAACGCCCCAGUGUCACAGAAGGGAUGAGAAACUCACUUUAAACUCACUCACUCACACAUUGCAAACACACACGUGGAUCCAUACACUCAUGAGGACUGCAGGUUUUUUGGUAAGUGACGUCAGAGGUCACAGAGGGAGAUGUGGUGGAGUGAGUGUGUAUUUUGGGGUGAGUGUAUGUGUCAUAGAGGUGGGAGGGCCAAUCUUGUGCUGCAUAAAUACACAACUGUGAUGGACACUGAGCAUGAGAAGAAGAGCGUGAAGGAGCAACCUUUAAGAGACGAGAAGAGACGAAAAAGAUUUGUGAUGGCCAACGACACGGGUUUGAUUACUAAUGUGGAUCUGAGAAGUCAUGAGAACAACUUGGCUCACCGCACCAGGGAGAUUGAUCGGGAGCGCUUGAUUGUGCGCAGGGGUCAACCCUUCUCCAUAACUUUGCAAUGCUCUGACUCUCUGCCCUCUGAACACCAGCUGGAACUGGUGCUGCACCUUGGUAAGAAAGACGAGGUGGUGAUCAAGGUUCAGAAGGAGAGUGAGGCUGGAGAAAAGUGGUGGUUUAACCAGCAGGGAGCGCAGGAUGAAAUACUGCUGACUCUGCACAGUCCAGCGGAUGCCAUCAUUGGCCAGUACCGUCUGGCUGCGUUGAUCGUGUCACCGGACGGACACAUUUUAGAGGAGACUGACAAAAUUGGAUUCCACCUGCUCUUUAACCCAUGGUGCAAAGAUGAUGAUGUGUACCUCCCUGAUGAGAGUCUGCUUCAGGAGUAUAUCAUGAAUGAAGAUGGAGUCAUUUACAUGGGGGCCGAGAAUAACAUCAAAAGCAUUCCCUGGAAUUAUGGACAGUUUGAGGACUACGUGAUGGACAUCUGUUUUGAAGUUCUGGACAACUCCAAGGACGCCCUGAGGAAUUCACAGAUGGACAUUGAGAAGAGAUCUGACCCCAUCUAUGUCGGCAGGACGAUCACUGCAAUGGUGAACGCUAAUGGUGACAGGGGUGUGUUGGCUGGUCGCUGGAGUGAGCCAUACUCUGACGGAGUUGCACCGUACCGAUGGACCGGCAGCGUGCCUAUCCUCCAGCAGUGGAGCAAGACCGGAGUCAGGGCGGUCAAAUAUGGCCAGUGCUGGGUGUUUGCUGGUGUCGCCUGCACAGUGCUGCGCUGUCUGGGAAUCCCAACACGCCUCAUCACUAACUUCGCCUCAGCCCAUGAUGUUGAUGGAAACCUCUCUGUAGACUUCCUGCUGAAUGAAAAACUGGAGAGCAUUGGCGGGAGGGACAGUAGCUGGAACUUCCACUGUUGGGUGGAGUCCUGGAUGACGAGAGAUGAUCUCCCCAAAGGGAAUGACGGCUGGCAGGUUCUGGACCCCACUCCUCAAGAACUGAGUGAUGGUGAGUUCUGCUGUGGCCCAUGUCCAGUGACAGCCAUUAAGGAGGGAAAUCUGAGAGUGAAGUACGAUGCUCCGUUUGUCUUCGCUGAGGUGAACGCUGACAUCGUCUAUUGGAUGGUCAAACCAGAUGGCCAGCGGCAGAAGAUCAAAGUGAAUGAGAGUGGUGUGGGGAUGAAUAUCAGCACCAAAAGCGUCUACGGCAACCGAAGAGAAGAUGUCACUCUUCAAUACAAAUAUCCUGAAGGUUCCAAGAAAGAGAGAGAGGUGUUCGAGAAAGCAGGGCGCCGAGUCAGUGAUGACAGCACAGAACCAGCCAAACUGCAGCUGUCAAUCAAGCAUGCUAAGCCUGUAUUUGGGACAGACUUUGAUGUGAUUGUUGAGGUGAAGAAUGAAGGAAGCGAAGACGCCAAUGCUGAGCUGACCAUUCUGGCCAUAGCUGUGACUUACAAUUCUCUCAAUCGGGGGGAGUGCCAGAGGCAGACGACCAGUGUGACUGUGCCAGCUAACCAAACCCACAAGGAAGUGAUGCGUCUGCACUACAACGACUACGUCAAGUGUGUCUCUGAGCACAAUCUGAUCAGAGUGAAAGCAUUCUUAGAGGCUCCAGGGGAGAGCGAACCCAUCAUGACCAUGGCCAACAUCACAAUGAGCAAACCUAGUCUCUUCGUAGAGGUGCCUGGGAAGGCUGUUGUAAGUGAACAAGUGACAGCCCACAUCUUCUUCACCAAUCCUCUACCUGUCCCACUGAAGGGUGGUGUGUUCACUGUGGAGGGGGCCGGUCUACUGUCUGCCUCUGAGAUCCGUGUUGAUGGUGAUAUUUCUCCAGGCCAGAAGGUUUCUGUCAAGCUGUCAUUCAAGCCUAUGAGGGCCGGGGUGAGGAAGCUCCUGGUGGAUUUUGACUCCGAUAGGCUGAAGGACGUGAAGGGAGUCACAACUGUGGUUGUCCGCAAGAGAUUUAUGUUUUCUGGAUUUUAAUACUUAAGAGUUCUCUGAACCCAACACAUCCUAAACUGUGAGAUAAUGUGAGGGGAGUAGCACAUUAUUCUAUAUAUUUGUUACUGUUGAAAAGUAUCAGAUCAAAGAAAAUCUGUUGUUGUAUGUUUUGUUUCUUAAUUAUCUUUUUGCACUAUUUAAAAUACAUAAAUCAUGAUUGGAAGAAGCUACCUUUUUUUUUUUUAUCCUAAUAUUUAUUCUUUUUUAUAAUAAUUUGGUGUGUUCAUGCUGAUAUGAAACUAUGCACAGUCUGCUUUCAAUAAAGAUUUUUUCACAGGUCUGCUUUUGGUCUGACAUGUCAUUAACACUGAUGUCUGACAUAUGCUUUGGGUUGACUAUCUGCAAUAUAAUUUUAAACUGUACAGAAUAUUCUUCAUGUGUGGGACUCACCAAGCAGCUUACUAGGAACAAUAGCAACACCUGUACACCUGCUUGUUCAUGCUAUUAUCCAAUCAGCCAAUCACAUGCCAGCAGUGCAGUGCAUCACAUCAUACAAAUACACGUAAGCUGGUUCACAUCAAACAUCAGAAUGGGGUAAAAAUA
Seriola aureovittata is the source of this 3302-nucleotide messenger RNA. RefSeq names its product transglutaminase 2, like (gene tgm2l). Gene Ontology annotation, biological process: peptide cross-linking. The coding region runs from base 522 to 2741 and encodes 739 amino acids. The record is from RefSeq and is a predicted model, not a curated record. NCBI's taxonomy places the organism in Eukaryota, Metazoa, Chordata, Actinopteri, Carangiformes, Carangidae. Gene Ontology annotation, molecular function: protein-glutamine gamma-glutamyltransferase activity. The transcript has 15 exons.